This is a messenger RNA of Colias croceus (clouded yellow), 665 nucleotides long. RefSeq names its product low molecular weight phosphotyrosine protein phosphatase-like. The coding region runs from base 79 to 561 and encodes 160 amino acids. The transcript is spliced from 4 exons. Lineage: Eukaryota; Metazoa; Arthropoda; Insecta; Lepidoptera; Pieridae. Gene Ontology annotation, biological process: protein dephosphorylation. Gene Ontology annotation, cellular component: cytoplasm. Gene Ontology annotation, molecular function: non-membrane spanning protein tyrosine phosphatase activity; acid phosphatase activity. The record is from RefSeq and is a predicted model, not a curated record.
GAUGAGUGAAUGAGUGAUAGGUAAUAUUUUUGUUGUUUCUGUUAAACCUGUGCUGAUACACUACUUUAUUUUUUAAAUAUGGCUGGUGAAAAGAAAAAAGCCCUCUUUAUUUGUUUGGGAAACAUUUGCCGGUCGCCCAUUGCAGAAGGAGUAUUUCAAAAAACUGUAAAUGAUUUAAACAAAGGGGACGAAUGGGAAAUCGACAGCGCAGCGAUAGGCGGCUGGCAUGUAGGCAAUCCACCAGACUGGCGAGCGUUGGAUACUAUGAAGAAUCAUGAUGUUCCCUAUAAUAAUUGUGCCAGACAGAUAGUCAAAGAAGACUUUAACCACUAUGACUAUAUUUUUGGUAUGGAUGAUGAAAAUAUGAGAUCACUGAAUUCAAAGGCACCAAAAGGAUCUAAGGCUAAACUCUUACUCUUUGGAACAUUUGACCCAGAAGGAGAGAGAAUUAUAAGGGAUCCUUAUUAUGAUAGUGACGCAAAAGGGUUUGAAAAAUGUUAUCAGCAAUCUGUUAGAUGUUCAAAAGGGUUCUUGGAGCAAUUAGAGAAAGGAAAAAUAUAAACUUAGUCAAGAAUUUCCACAUGAUGGCAUUAAUAUUACAUAAUAUGAGGGGAAUAUAUAGAUAAGUUACAAUAUUACAUUAAAAUAUAUAAAUUGUUGAUAAA